Mesitornis unicolor (brown roatelo) is the source of this 1112-nucleotide messenger RNA. It is a transcript of the gene TMEM71, whose product is annotated as transmembrane protein 71. Lineage: Eukaryota; Metazoa; Chordata; Aves; Mesitornithiformes; Mesitornithidae. The record is from RefSeq and is a predicted model, not a curated record. The transcript has 11 exons. The annotation marks the transcript as partial.
AUGUCAAAAGACAAGGAGGGGGUGCUGAUUGAUGGGGAUGUAUUGGAGAGUGUAAGAUCUCUGUAUGCUGUGAACAGUAAGCAACAAGGAGUGGAGAUUGUACUGGGUCUGGCUGGCAUGGAGUUAACUUUCUUCAUAGCUGUCCGUAUGGAGAGACUGACUGGCAAAUCACUGCAAAACAGGCAAAGCAACAAGUCAGUCCAUAUUACCUGUUAUCCCAGGGUGUAUGAGAAAGUCCUUUUAAAGAUGCAUGGAAUAUCACAUGUUGCAUCAACACCAGUAGCAGGUUCAACAGUGUUUAAUGGAGAACGUAGACACAGCCUCUCACAACAUAUUUCUCCAAGUUAUGCUUGUGCCUUUUUGGAUGAUGACCAUGCCUAUGAGUGUUGUUCCACAAGUCCUCUGACAGGCUCUCUUUCCACGUGUCGCCGCAGCCCUCGACUGCUUUCUAACGGUUAUUACGUUUUGACAGAAGACAGUUUUCUGUCUGAUGAAGAAGGUAACAUAACACUGACACCAUCCCGGACAAAUGUUACAUAUAAAGAGAAUUUAGUUCGCGUAUUCAGGCGAAGGAGGAAAAUCCGUCGCUCUCUUCACAGCUUGUUCAAUCUUAGUGCCUCUAGUUCAUGGCUCAGCAGCACUGUCCUCACCAAUGUGGAUUCCUCCCACGUAGAUGAUCCUUGGCCUGAUGGCUGCGAUAAACUAGAAAUCACUCAGAGUGACAAUGGUGAUUCAGACUUUUCUUCUGAAUAUAAUAGCUAUGUGCCACAAAAGCAAACUCCAGCAUCUAAUGGAGCCUCUCUCAUCAAAGAUGAGGGCUUUAUCCAGCCUUGGGAAUCAUUUUGUGCUUGUGCUUCACAAUCCUGCUCUCCAUUUAUGAUGAAUGCAAAUCAAAAGACUUUGAGCGAUGCAGAAUCCAGCACAGUGAGAAAUGUCCUUUCUCAGAUGGUUGCACUGAUCACGUGUUUAAUCAUUUCAAUAUGUACAAGAUAUUUUCUGGGAGGAUUGUCUGCCACUUUGUUGCUGAUAAUUUUAGUUUUUCUUUUGUCCCAAGAUGCUGCUGUGUCACCUUUCUUCAGCCUUGACACAUCUUUCAAGACAACUGAGUUUUG